Molecule: messenger RNA, 1002 nt
Organism: Orbilia oligospora ATCC 24927
Lineage: Eukaryota; Fungi; Ascomycota; Orbiliomycetes; Orbiliales; Orbiliaceae
Exons: 2
Coding region: 1-1002 (333 amino acids)
Source: RefSeq, a predicted model, not a curated record
AUGGCACCUCGAAUCCAGGCCAAAGACCUUCAGAGGCAGGGAAUCAAUAUCAAGUACGAAUACGCCGACGAUGUAUCGGCUCUAUUCCCAAAUGCCGACCCAAAAGUCGAUGAAUACGCUGGAAAGAUUGAUGACAUAAUGCAAAAUACCGUCGAAAACCUGUUUCAUGUCCCCGAAGACGAACCAUUCCGCAAAGUAUUUGAAUACUGUUUGUACAAAAUACACAGACGAAGCCAAUCUAUGUUUUCUAGCACAGUUCAGGAUACGGCGGCUAAAAGCUCCCAAGAACAAAAGAAUCCGAAGAAAGCACAUAAUGACGGGGUCCCGCGAAGUGAAUGGCAGAUACUUCCGGACUUCUUUAGUGAGGUUUCGAGGUGUUUGAAUAAAAUCGAUAAAAACAUCGGUUACAAAGUCCACUGCACGCAUCGAAGGGGAUUCAGGGUACCGUUAGGCAAAAGUUGCUUUCAGAGAACAGACUGCGGCCAAUACAUCGAAGUGAUUAGGGGGGGUAUUCUGAAAGCAUUCACUCGGUGGCCUAUAAAGGCUGCUUUUUAUACCACGCAUCUAGGACCUGGCUCGGCAGAAGACCACCUUGCUGGUGAAAUUCUGUCUCUGGUUGCUCAAGUAUCCUUCAACUUUGAAAACGACCCUACAAUUGUCGAGGGUGACCAAGAAUGCUUUUGCAUAACCCUUCACGGGCAGUAUGUUCACUUUUCAACAACCAUCAUUCCGGAUAAAUACAUCAAGUACCACAAUUCUGGAAAGCCGCUUAAAGAGUUAGAGGAGGUUAAAGUCAUUCUUUCUCCGGAAUACGAUCUUACGAAGGCAGAAGAUAGAUUUCAUAUCGUUUGGGGAUUUGUUGCGCUUUAUAUGCAUCUGAAUCCAGUAUCGAAAAGGCAAAUGAAGGUGAAGGGAAUUUUGAAAGCAUCGACAGUGGACGUAAAGGAUAAAGUCAAGGAUGAACUAGCCCAGAAACUCAGGUCUUUAGAUCUAUCGAAAUAG